Scleropages formosus (Asian bonytongue) is the source of this 2472-nucleotide messenger RNA. Its product is annotated as CD276 antigen-like. Gene Ontology annotation, biological process: regulation of cytokine production; T cell receptor signaling pathway. NCBI's taxonomy places the organism in Eukaryota, Metazoa, Chordata, Actinopteri, Osteoglossiformes, Osteoglossidae. Gene Ontology annotation, cellular component: external side of plasma membrane. The record is from RefSeq and is a predicted model, not a curated record. The coding region runs from base 557 to 1468 and encodes 303 amino acids. Gene Ontology annotation, molecular function: signaling receptor binding. The transcript has 8 exons.
GCGCUUAAGGUGGACAGCAGUCGUCUGCGCUCCCUGUUGGAUAGAACGGCCAACUAUUCCACAGGAGGAACUCGAAAAGAGACCUCAUAUCAGGCCAAGGGACCAGCGCUUAAGGAGGACCAAAGACAAAGUCCUGUGAGGCUCGUGUAGGGUAGAAAAGCAGCGGUUCCUUUGGAACUUGGGAGUGGACCCUAUACCAGAACCAGGGCCGAACACUUAAGGUGGAGCCGCUGUCUUUCUGCAGUACUAUAUCUGAAAGGCCCGGCUGGCGGUUCCUUAAGAGCUCGGAACUCCCGGAGGAAAGAUAGAACGCGACCGUCGUCGCCGCUCUCGUGCCGAAGCGGAGAAGAGCCCGGAAAGAGGCAGUCGUUGUGCGGGUCGCGUGAGGACGGGAAGCAGUCCCGCAUGAGUUGCUGCGCGCGCGAGACCGCGAGCCCGUCCGGCUGCCGCCUUUUAGGCGGUGUUCGCGCCGUUUUUCUGGCAUGUCUGACAGCAGGUUGUUGUCUUCGCCUUCAGAACCACGUUUGAAGAGGUCCACUUUGUUGCAGUCGUCGCGAUGACACGCAUGGCCCUGCUUCUGCCAGUGCUGCUGGUUUUCAGAGCUGUUGCUGCUCUCAAUGUACAAGUCCCAGACCAUCCAGUGGUGGCGCUGUUUGGACAGGACGCCACCCUUAACUGCUCCUUUGGACCCACUGGGCCGUUCAACCUGUCGGACCUGAGUGUGUUCUGGCAACUGACGGACACCAAGCGCAGCGUGCACAGCUUCUGGGAGGGUCGCGACCAGCUGACUGAACAGGCCGAGGGCUUCGUCAACCGCACGAGCUUGUUCCCCACCCAGCUGCACUCCGGCAAUGCUUCAUUGCUCCUGCGCGACGUGCGCAUCGCUGACGACGGUGCCUUCACCUGCUUCGUGAGGGUCAAGACUUACAGCAGUGCUGCGCUUGUGCUGCAGGUCGCAGCUCCUUACACCAAGCCGCAUGUGACGGUGUCGCCGGACUCGAACCUGCGACCUGGGGACGAGGUGUUCCUUACCUGUGUGGCGUACGGGGGCUUUCCCCAGGCCCAGGUGCUGUGGCAGGACGGGGGCGGCCGCAACCUGACAGACAAUGUGACCACAUCUCAGGUGGCCAACGAGGAGGGCCUUUUCAGCGUACUCAGCAUUCUGAUGGUGGAGGCGGAGCCCAACAGCACCUACAGCUGCCGGCUGCGGAACCCGGUGCUGGGGGAGGAGGCCCACACCUCUGUCACCAUCACAGGUCCAAGCUCGGGGUUCCCACUGGUGGCACUAUGGGUGACUGUGGGCCUUGCGGUCUGUCUUCUGGCAUUGCUUAUCGCCCUAGCCGUGGUGUGCCACAAGAAGAUCAAGGAAAGCUGUAAAGAGGCCAAUGCAGCCGAAGAAGGUAAAGAGCUGGAAGAGGAUGAAUCGAAGACAGCCAUGACACAGCUGAAAGACACUGCAACAAGCUAAAGAAGCUCAGGCAUGAAGAACGACCGGUCGACAGCAAUCGGAUUUUGUCUUGACCACGCCUCUUCAUCACAGGAGACCAAACACAGAUUGUCGAAGACGAGAUGACAUAGUGUCUGUAGACAUCCUCCUUCCUCAACCUUCUUCUCGAAAGGGCUUUAAUCAACUGAAGUCCAUGCUUUUAAUAGUUUGAGUUCCUUUUUUUCUAUGUAAAGACUGCUUUAUCAUUGUUCCCAGAAGAACUGAUUCAGUUAUUGCAUUCUGCUAUCUCUCCCAUAUAGAGAAAUUUGGUGUUCCUGUAAACUCUAGAAGGUUUCCUAAGUCUCUCAUUAGGAGUAGACAUGAAACAUACUUAAGUUUCAUAAUGACAGAUGCCAUACAAAUGCACCAUAGAUUAAAGAACCAACCAAACUGUCAGUUUUUUCUCAGUGCUCUUUAAAUUUAAAGAUAAUAUCUAGUGGAAGACCUCUAGAGUAAUUGAACUUGAAGGAGCAAUGGGUAAAGCUAGGAAGGUUACCUGUAAGAAGCAGUCUGCCACCCUAUUAACCACAAGCAACCAAAGAGCUCACAUUUGUCGAGUCAGAAAACUUGUAAAAUAACACAAGCUAAACUGUAUUGCACUACUCAUUGUGCCUGGGAUUGUGCCUGAGUAAAUUUUUUUCCUGAGUUCUUCCUCUUCUCUAAUCCCUAAUCCUUUCCUUCCUAGGUUCAUUCCUUCCCGAGUCCCUUCCUUCCAAAGUUUCUUCUAACAGUAUUAUAGCAAAAUCCAAAAAUCUCUUGCGAAAGCUUGGAGUAACAUGGAUUUCUCCUCUUGUGUUCACUAUGUUUUAUGCAGCAUUCGAGAACAGACUAAGAACAGAAUACAGCUCCUCUGUGUUGUUCUUGCGCAUUUCAAGCCCAAACAUCUUUACGACAAAUGUCAGCAUUUCAGUGUUUUAUGUCUCUGAAUGGCUCUCCUGUGAUAUAGCCAGUGCAUGUUUACAUUAAAAUUCAUUCAGAAAGCCUUA